UAGUAACAUUUGUUACUAUCAAUGUUAUUCCUGUCAUCUUUACAGCCAGUUUGACAUAUCGCAUUUCAUGCCAACAUUAAUAAAUCGUACCGUGUCGAGACUACCUAGCUACCAAAAACGAUUUCCAGCACUGAAAGCCCCACAGAAAACGAAAAUAGCCGCAAUUUCAGCGAACAAAAAAGGAAUCGCGCGCGUGCAUUUGAAUUGGGCAGUGAUUCGAUUGUUAAAUUGAUAACAAGGGUCUGCUUCAGCGUUAAAGAUACUUUAGAUAGCUAGGCAAAUGAAGGAUGCGUCCAUGGCGGAAUCGUCGCUUGCAAUUGGUGUUGCUGUCGUUAAUCUGGCUGUGCUUUAUAUUUGUAAUAUAUUGGUAUAUUUCGCACAUUGAAUCGGAUAGCAUUAAGGAUUUCACGCCGGAGCUGCUCUGGUGGACGGAUGACAUGCACUGGAAGUACGACGAGACACGUCAAUGCGGAUUCAGCAAAUGUCGCGUCACCAACAAUCGCCAGCGUUUAUCCGAAUCGCUUGUCAUACUUUUCUAUGCAUCCAAUAUGAAACCACACGACUUUCCAAUGCCGCGCAGCAGCCGGCAUCUGUGGGCAAUGCUGCACGAGGAGUCACCACGCAAUGUGCCCUACGUGCCACACGAUGAGUUUCUGCAACAUUUUAAUUAUACGUCCACAUUCAGCAGAUACAGUGAUAUGCCACUGACCACACAGUAUCUGCCCCAGGUCAGCGAUCUCACCCAACUUGACUAUCAUACGGGCCAUCUCAGCAAGCAAGCCUUUCAGUUCAAUGGCGGUCUGGCCUCUGUGGUGUUCCUGCAAACCGAUUGCAACACCAUGUCCGGCAGGGAGGAUUAUGUGCGUGAGCUGAUGAAGCACAUGAAGGUGGACUCCUAUGGCGGCUGUCUGCACAAUCGUGAUCUUCCAGACAGCCUACAAAAGGACUAUCUGAACAAUCUGUACUCACCCGAAUUGUUGCGCUUUCUGGCGCACUACAAGUUCAUGAUUGCCAUUGAGAAUGGCGUCUGCGAGGAUUACAUCACGGAGAAAUUCUGGCGUCCUCUCAUGAUAGGCGUUAUACCCAUCUACUUUGGAUCUCCUAGCAUACGCGAUUGGCAGCCCAAAAAUAAAUCUGCAAUUUAUAUUGAUGAUUUUCCUAAUGCUGGCGCACUGGCCGCCUUUUUAAACCAAUUAGCUGAUAAUGAUACCGAGUACAUGUCCUAUCUGGCACACAAGGUGAAACGUCGCCAGGGCAUCGAUAAUCAGAAGCUAUUGAAUCACCUUAUCACCCGUACCUAUAGCAUUAAAAGCGAUCAGCAAAGCGAUGAACACUCGCUUUUCCAUCGAUUUGAGUGUUUUAUGUGCCGGCAAAUUCAUUUAACAAGUCCACCGCGUCAUGCUGACAAGCGACACUAUAACUGUCCACUGCCUCCAAUUCACGUCCCAUUGGAGCACCAGAAGGAACCAAAAUAUGGGGAAGAUUGGCGCUCAAUGAUGAACAUGGGCCGUUGUCAAGCACAGCUCCUGAAUGAAUUCUGGCGUGCGAAUCAACCUUAUACAGAAAAACAAUUUACAGAACGUCUUUCCAAAAUGGUGAAGAAUAACAAAUGUGAUUAGGAUGUUGACUUAAGCUAGUACAAAUUAUAGAUAGGUAUUGUUAAACAUCUGAAAGAUAUAAUUGAAUACACCAAAGUACUGAUUAUACAGACUCAAAUAAAAUUAUCAUUUAGGAAUAUUUA
Molecule: messenger RNA, 1741 nt
Organism: Drosophila innubila
Lineage: Eukaryota; Metazoa; Arthropoda; Insecta; Diptera; Drosophilidae
Gene: FucTB
Product: alpha-(1,3)-fucosyltransferase B
Exons: 4
Coding region: 288-1619 (443 amino acids)
Cellular component (GO): membrane
Molecular function (GO): alpha-(1->3)-fucosyltransferase activity
Source: RefSeq, a predicted model, not a curated record